Molecule: messenger RNA, 1194 nt
Organism: Fulvia fulva
Lineage: Eukaryota; Fungi; Ascomycota; Dothideomycetes; Mycosphaerellales; Mycosphaerellaceae
Exons: 1
Coding region: 1-1194 (397 amino acids)
Source: RefSeq, a predicted model, not a curated record
AUGCAGUACACAAUCUCAGCCUUCGCCAUCAUUGGCGCAGUAUCUGCUCUUCCUCCUGCUCCAGAGGCGUAUGGCUACCCGCACCCACCGCCACCGGCAUACAACACAACGAUCAGCUCAAGCAGUUCAUCGACAUGGAGCGCGUCUUCGACUUCAAGCAGCACCUGGACACAGGCACCAUCAUCGUACCCAUGGUCUUCGUCCUCCAGCAGUGUCUCGAGCUCAACGACCAAGAUCGUGCCUCCUCCAAGCGGCUACCCGCACUCAAGCCGCACUAGCACUACUAGCUGUAGCACCUCAACUUCGAAGGUGGUGCCUCCACCAAGUGGGUAUCCCCACCCAGGUCCUCCUGCACACGAGCCUCACCCAUACCCAACUGGCGGUCAUCCAAAGCCGCCUCACCCACAUCCUACCGGGAGCUACCACCCUCAGCCUCCUGUGACCACGAAGCCUACGACCACGCAGACCGUCAUUGGCUACAUUACGACAACCAAGACUGCCACGAUCACGAAGACCGUCCCGACUCUUGUGCCAUGCUCCACCGAGACUUCCUCCAACGGCCAGCACUGGUGGACUACUUACCUCUCGACUUCUUACGUCACAAUCACCACGACUUCAUGCGACACUACGGUCUACCCAGCGCCAACGCCAUACCACCCAGGAGGCCACCCUCAACUACCUGGUUAUCCAUCGCAACCUCAGCCACAGCCACAGCAACCUGGCAGUGGAAAGCCAGGUCAGGGUCAACCACAACAUCCUGGCAUUCCCAUCAUUCCAGGUCAGAGCUACUGCCCAGCUCCCGUGACUGUCACGCAGACCAUCACCGCCAUCGACAGCAAGCCAACACCUCCUACUGGUGGUGAGUGCAAGCACUGCGCAACCGAGACCAUCGUCAUCACUCUUCCCCACGACUACACCACCACGAUGACCGAAACCUACACCGCUCCACCCAACAAGCCAACUCACGGCGGUAAGCCACGACCAUGGUACCCAAUUCCAGGCACCACCACCGUAAAGCCUCAUCCAACUGAAUACCAACCACAUCCAUCUGAGUACCACCCGCACCAAGCUCAGCCGUCCGGCUACAAGCCGCAGCCACACUCUAGCAGCAGCAGCAGCGCCAAAUCUAGCUCUACCUCGACAUCUACCUGGGGAGCACAGCCAUCUGCCUAUGGAUACAAGCACCAGUGGUAG